Molecule: messenger RNA, 784 nt
Organism: Xenopus laevis (African clawed frog)
Lineage: Eukaryota; Metazoa; Chordata; Amphibia; Anura; Pipidae
Gene: znhit1.S
Product: zinc finger, HIT-type containing 1 S homeolog
Exons: 5
Coding region: 151-645 (164 amino acids)
Biological process (GO): chromatin remodeling
Cellular component (GO): nucleus
Molecular function (GO): zinc ion binding
Source: RefSeq, a predicted model, not a curated record
AAAACUCCAGGCAGCCAAUGAGCGUCACAAGCAUCCCGUUACUUUCCCGAAAGACAGUCAGUGAGCGCCAAUGGAAUGCCGCUAACUUCCUUUCUCCGCCUACUAAGAACCGCCAAUCAGAAUGCGAAGACUGGAACAGACAACCAAUAAAUGCGGCUCUUCUCCAGCACUCGUCCAAUCAGGAGAGGCGAUGGGCUGUAUACAGUCCGGUCUAAUGACCCCAACCAGAGGCGGGUAUUGGAUUGUGCCACUCGCAAGAGGCGCCUGAACCGUCAGCUCGAGGCUUUGGAGAAAGAUAAUUUCCAGGAUGAUCCUCAUGCGAAUCUGCCCCAACUCAAGCGCCUGCCCCAGUUUGAUGAUGAAACGGAAACCGGAAAGAAGAAGAAGAAAACUCGCGGGGAUCACUUUAAGCAGAGGUUUCGUAAAAACUUCCAGGCGCUAUUAGAGGAGCAGAAUUUAAGUUCCUGCGAGGGACCCAAUUACCUGACGGCCUGCGCUUCUGCCUCCACUUUCCCCCAGCGACAUUUCUGCAGUGUUUGCGGCUUCCCCUCCAAUUAUUCCUGCGUGUCGUGUGGCGCCCGAUACUGCUGCGUGCGAUGUUUAGUGACCCACCAAGAGACCCGGUGCCUGAAGUGGACGGUGUGACGCAGAGCUCGGGCCUCUUCCUGCUUUUCCCUUAUACGGACUAUAAAUAUGUAUAAUAAUAAUAAUAAUAAUAAUAAUAAUAAUUAGUGUUUUUCUUUUUAUGUAAAUGUUACAAAUAAACUGAAAUAUGAGUGUGUUA